UUGGGGCUGGAGGGAAAGCUCUGGGACCCGUCAGAGAGGCGCCGAGCAGCCCCCCCCAACCCCACCCCCUUCAGCCUCCGAUAAGCUGCAGCCCCAGGCAGUGGGUAAGGGGCAGCCAGGAGCGGUCGGUGGGGGGCAGCCCCCGGAGCUUGCCUGGGUAGGAGAGUGCCCAGCUGCGGGGCGUGGCUGGGACGUGGGGCGGAGUCCUUAUAAGGCCCAUGCCGCGGCGGGCCGGCCGCAGAACGAGCUCGUUUUGAUACAUCCAUCCUUCCCCAAUGGCUUCGAAACUCACGACGACCCCCGGCGAGAUUCUUCGCGAGGGGCAGCUGGAGAAGCGAAGCGACAGCCUGUUGCAGCUCUGGAAGAAGAAGCGCGGCGUGCUCACCGACGACCGCCUGCGCCUCUUCUCCCGGACCAGCGAGCGAGCUAAGGAGCUGCGCUUCCACUCCAUCCUCAAGGUGGACUGCGUGGAGCACACCCGCAAGCAUGUGUACUUCACCAUCGUCACCAUCGACUAUAAGGAGAUCGACUUCCGCUGCACCGAAGAGAGCUGCUGGAACGCGUUCAUCACCCUGGCGUUGAUCGAGUACCAGAACCGUCGGGCGUUGGAAGGCUUCCGCCGCCACCGUCUCCAGCCCAUCGCGUAUGAAGAGCAGGAGGAGUCCGAAGAGCCGCGCUCCCCGAGUCCGUGGUGAGUGCCGCCUUCGUCCGCACUGAGACCAGUCGAGCCGGGAACCAGCCCACGCGGCCGCGUCAAACAGGAUCCCAGGAGCCCAGGAGAUGCCCCGGGCGACGCGGCUACUGCUCUUCGCCGAAGAUUUUCCCGUGCUUGCUGAGCCUCGCCCCGCUGUGCGGGUGCGCUAACUUAUUGGACUGUAUUUAUCUUGAUGGUCUUCAACUGUCAACCCACCGUUCCGUUUUAAUAUUUUUUUAUACAGUAUUUUCAUUCCAAAUAAACAUUGCCAUUUAUCUUUUUUAA
This is a messenger RNA of Peromyscus leucopus (white-footed mouse), 979 nucleotides long. RefSeq names its product pleckstrin homology like domain family A member 2 (gene Phlda2). Gene Ontology annotation, molecular function: phosphatidylinositol phosphate binding. Gene Ontology annotation, biological process: placenta development; positive regulation of apoptotic process. The coding region runs from base 276 to 695 and encodes 139 amino acids. The transcript is spliced from 2 exons. The record is from RefSeq and is a predicted model, not a curated record. Lineage: Eukaryota; Metazoa; Chordata; Mammalia; Rodentia; Cricetidae.